Rosa chinensis is the source of this 832-nucleotide messenger RNA. RefSeq lists its product as uncharacterized. Lineage: Eukaryota; Viridiplantae; Streptophyta; Magnoliopsida; Rosales; Rosaceae. The transcript is spliced from 3 exons. The record is from RefSeq and is a predicted model, not a curated record. The coding region runs from base 91 to 588 and encodes 165 amino acids.
AGUGGGUCAGUCUCUCACUCUUUGGAGAAUAGCAGAGGCAGUGGUGCCCUCCGACCGGCGGACGCGAAGAGUUGAGAGGAGCAAGCGAAGAUGUCACUGGUAGACUACGCAUCUUCAGACGACGACGUUUCAGAGGAGGAGGAAGAUAAAGAGAACAAGGAAAACGAACCAGCCCAAGUAGCCAUGGAUGAACCCCACCCUCCGACUCGUCCUCCUCACACCCAAUCUGUUGUUUCAUCAUAUCAGCAGUCUGAAAGUACUGCUUAUUCAUCAGCUCCUUCGGUCGAGAAACUUCCUGAUGCUUCACAACUCUUUGGUUCUUCUGAGUUCUCAUCCAAUAUGCUGAGUGGUAACUACCAGUCUUCUCUUGUUGGAGCUGAAAGUGCAUCACGCAAAAGAGAGUCAAAUUCCUUUGCUUCCCCUAUUCCUCGCAGUAAAGUUCCUAGAGGUAACUUGCCCCAUUCCAGGAAUGUUCCAGAUACACUUGGUGGUAUGCUGGUUCCACCUCAGCUUAGUGGAAGGAGCAAUAUUGUCACAGAAGAUGUCAGCAAGCUAUUUGUCAAAAAGCAAGGUGGUUCACCACAGUAGAGGAUAUCUAAAUGUAUGACGGUGUAGUUGUAGUAGUAGAUAAUGACACUUUAUCAUAAAUGACUGCUGAAAUUUCCGCUUCCGUAAAAUGUAAAGACUUUUAGAGGACCCCCCUUUUAUUGUAUUUACAUAUUAGACUCGGACAUUGUGUUGCACUAGUUGACGUGGUCGCACUCACUGGAUGAACUACUGCAUAAGAGCACCAUUGAGACAAUGACAAUUCCUAAUUUUUCAGUUAUUCAAA